CGAAACUUAGCUAAGUCAGUCUCUUAUAACAUUCUCAACAAAUUUCUUGUGUCCGGCAGAGAAAACAGUUUAUAAAAGAUUGUUAUUCCGAAACCAGCUGCAUAAUAUCCAAGCAUCAAAAUGUGUCUCUACACCAUCGCAAAGUAUCUUCUGUUCGCUUUUAACUUAAUUAUAUGGCUAGCGGGCGGGGGAACGCUGGGUGUUGGUAUUUGGCUUCUUGUAGAUCCAUCAAUACAAGACUCGAUGGAUUUAGCGGGCUUAGAAAUCUACCAAGCAGGUGCCAUAGUGUUCGUGGUAGCGGGUUCGCUUAUUCUAAUAAUUGGCUUCUUUGGUUGCUGUGGAGCAAUAAAGGAAAGCACUUGUCUUUUGGGAACUUAUUUCGGUUUUCUAUUCGUCAUCUUUGGGUUACAACUUGGGAUUGGGAUAUGGGCGCUUGUCAGCUACGAUUCGAUGGAGACCGCUAUAAACGAUGCCAUGAAAGUAAAGGAGGGCGGACUGAACCAGAAUGAUGACGCAAACUACGUUGGAGUGGAACAGAAUCUGCAAUGUUGCGGAGCUACCAGAGGUUGCAAAGAUUGGGCGACAACGUCAGCAAGUUACGGUUGUGGAUGUGACCCGACCAGUUCCAACUUAAAGAACAUUUCAAACUGUGUGCUUCCCAACUCAAAAGAUUGCCCCGACGACACAUUUCCCGACACACAAACAGGCCACAUUUAUGGCCAGCCUUGUUCUGCAGCAAUUUAUGAUUUGAUCUACGACAACCUAACUAUUGUUGGAGCUAUCGGCCUUGCUGUAGCAGGAGCAGAGAUUCUGGGCAUGAUCAUUUCCAUGUGUUUGUGCUGCUCAAUCAAAAAGAAGAACGACCACGGGGUGUAAGCUGUAAAGUUUAUUAAUAACUGCAAAACGGACACAUUUUCUACCUGUUAUAUUCCAAACACCCAAAGCCAUAAUCUCUGUAUAUUUUUACAACCCAAUAAUUCAACAUGGGCUAGACUUCAGAUCAGAACGACACUCUAGAAGCUUUUAAUUUAAAACGGAAUCGCGUUUUGGCAUUUACAAGACACUUAAAGUUCAGGUUCCAAUAUAUUUAGUCGCUACCUGAGUCAAAGAACAUAGAUAUUGGCUGUAUAUCUAUUUACUUUGAGUUAAUACCUAAUACUUCCAAAAGCUCUUGUCUUACAAAUUCAUUCAUAAUCGAUGCAAUUCUGACGUCAUAUGAUAUUUUAUGACGUCAUAUUUAAUGACGCCGGCCAAAAAUUGAUUUGCCAAAGUGUUUUUAAUGUACAGUAUUCUGUAGUAUACGCUGUUAUGAUACUGGAACAGGUUGACAGCAGCUUAAUGAAUAAACCCUUGCGUUCACUUGAU
Molecule: messenger RNA, 1365 nt
Organism: Ciona intestinalis (vase tunicate)
Lineage: Eukaryota; Metazoa; Chordata; Ascidiacea; Phlebobranchia; Cionidae
Source: RefSeq, a predicted model, not a curated record